UUAUUUGGUAGGUGUUGUUCCUCGAAGUUGUGAAGUUGGACAGAUCAAGAAAACAGAAAUGGAUAGAGUAGCGUACCAGAAGAAAGUGUCUGACUAUUUCUCUGCAGCUUGUGUUGAGAUGGCCUUACAACUGGCCAGAAAUACUGGAAUACUUGACGUCUUGUUCUCUGCAGAACAACCACUGACCUCCGUGGAAAUAGCAGAACAAGGGAAGCUUAAAGAAAGAUAUGUGAGAGAGAUUCUCGGAGCGUUGGCCGUUUCAGAAAUAAUACAAGUGGACGAUACUUCGACGAAGUUCCAUGUACCUAAUCAUCACAAAAAGGUUCUCCAAACGCUGGCAGUCAUCGGAAAGGCAGCACCUAUCAUAGGUUCGAGGAUGGAAGUGAUGACGGACAUUGUUUCCAAAGAUGGUCCAGCUGGUAUCCCGUUUGGUGAACCCGAGUUUAACUGGCUGAAAGAAACUAAAAUGCUUACACAAGAUGCUUUCAUAGAUGGUGAUCUCCUGGGCUGUUUACCUGAGAUCAAAAGUCAAUUAGAACAGGGAAUACAUGUUUGCGAGUUUGGCUGUGCUAAUGGAAUAGUACUUCUGAAUCUGGCCGCACGAUAUCCCAAGUCAACGUUCGUUGGCAGUGAUAUCUCAAAGUCUUCCCUCGACCAGGCGCAAAACGUGGCGGUAGAAAGAGGACUCGGAAAUAUUAAAUUUGAAGUUCAUGACCUGACUGACCUACCGGACGCCAUCAACAACUCGUUCGACUGGGUUUUUCUGCAGGACACCCUCCACGAUUUGCCGAGUCCCGGCAAGGCCAUGCAAGGUGUAAAACGAUCUUUGAAGAAAGGUGCAACCGCUAGCUUUGUUGACUUAGGAAUGCAAGGUAAAUUGGCAGACAACAGAGGCAAUUUAUUUUGGGCCCAGAUGUAUACAUUUGGGUCAUUCUUUUGUGUUCCUGGUAGUCUGGUGCAGAGCAAAGACGCAGAAGCAUUUGGUCCUUGCUGGGGUGUGGAGAAAACUCGACAGUUGAUUAACGAAGCGGGAUUAUCUGUUGUUAAGGAAGAUUUUAGUAGGCGAUCCCCCGGAUUUGUACAUUACGUAUGCAAGUGCGGGGUUAAUAAAGUUGGGGUGGAUUCAGAGUUGGCAAAAGUCACCACAAGCAAAAUAUAGAAACACUCGGCUUCGGUGGCAUCGUGGUUAAGCCAUCGAACAUAAGGCUGGUAGGUACAGGGUUCGCAGCCCAGUACCGGCUCCCACCCAGAGCGAGUUUUAACGACUCAAUGGGUAGGUGUAAGGCCACUAGACUCUCUUCUCUCCCAGUAACCGCUAACAAUUAACAAGUAACCCACUGUCCUAGAUAGACAGCCCAGAUAGCUGAGGUGUGUAUCCAGGACAGCGUGCUUGAACCUUAAUUGGAUAUAAGCACGAAAAUAUGUUGAAAUGAAAUUAAAUGAAAUGAAAAAGAAAUAAGGGAUCACACCAUUAUUAACAGCAAAGAAUGACUGAAACAAAAUCUGUCACCCACAGUGUCACGAAAUCAACAGUAUUACUGGCUUUCAAUCCCACUUUAUGUACAGACAUUGCGAUGCUAAUGGUUAAUUAAUUACGGUCUACUAUACCAAGUGUUCCCUUAGUUUUGUCUCAAUAUAUUUUACCGUUUCAUUUGGGAAAUGUUUGUGAAGCACACGCUAUCUUUGUAUUAUCUGUUUUUAAUUUUAUCUAUUCAAGAUUAUGACACGACUUCGUAUUAAAUUAAAUAAAACAGAAA
Messenger RNA from Gigantopelta aegis, 1757 nucleotides. RefSeq lists its product as uncharacterized. The record is from RefSeq and is a predicted model, not a curated record. NCBI's taxonomy places the organism in Eukaryota, Metazoa, Mollusca, Gastropoda, Neomphalida, Peltospiridae. The transcript is spliced from 5 exons. The coding region runs from base 59 to 1159 and encodes 366 amino acids.